UUCGGAACAAAGCACGUGGUUAGAACUGUUGACAUUUAUUUGUUUGUCAACAAUUCAGUUUCUGUUCAAGUACAUCGUGGUAGAGGUCUGUGCUUUUUUCCGGGAGUUUGCUUUAUUUUUGCUAUUUUAGGAAAUAACAAAUUAAAAAUGACGGUCUGUAUCACAUGCAAUGUUAAUACUACGAAGUACAAGUGUCCUUUGUGUAAGGCUUACUACUGCUCUUUACCUUGCUACACGACUCACAAAGAAGUCCCCUGCAAAGCAACGGAUGAUGAAACUAAAAACGUAGAAGUUCCAGAACCAAGGAAGCCUAUGCCAUUUAAGACCGAAGACACAGUCGACAUCACAAAAUUAGAAGCAUUAGAGCACAGCGAAGGUUUGAGGAAUCUUCUGUAUAAUCCCCAUUUAAGAAACUUUCUUAAGGAAGUGGACAGUGCACCGGACGCAUGGAAGGCUAUUCGAUCAGCAAUGCAAGAACCACUUUUUCUUGAAUUUGCAGAUGAAUGUUUGAAAAUUGUAGAACCUACAAGUGGGUAUGAUGAUCCUGUGUAGUUUUCUAGAAAUUUAUAUUUGAAUUAUGAAGGAUAGGUUAGUUUUCAAAUUUGUAUAGUAUUUUUUUUGAAUAUAUAAUUCUGUUACAAAGUUG
Hermetia illucens (black soldier fly) is the source of this 646-nucleotide messenger RNA. Its product is annotated as zinc finger HIT domain-containing protein 3. Gene Ontology annotation, molecular function: protein binding. Bases 148 to 552 code for a protein of 134 amino acids. Gene Ontology annotation, cellular component: nucleus; pre-snoRNP complex. Gene Ontology annotation, biological process: maturation of LSU-rRNA from tricistronic rRNA transcript (SSU-rRNA, 5.8S rRNA, LSU-rRNA); box C/D snoRNP assembly; snoRNA localization. The record is from RefSeq and is a predicted model, not a curated record. NCBI's taxonomy places the organism in Eukaryota, Metazoa, Arthropoda, Insecta, Diptera, Stratiomyidae. The transcript has 3 exons.